UCUGAUCCGGAUCUGAUCCGGAUCUAGCCACACACGCACGCGCUUCAGACCGACUGCAGCGCGCACGCGUCGAAUCCGGAUCGAGUUUGGGUCGGUUCAGGGGAGGAUGCGUCUCGGUGUGUGAUGCGAGCGGUGGGUGGAGACUCGUUGCUAAGCACCGGCUCAGUGUCGUCUCUGGACCUCAGAAUGGACCAAUCAGUGAUCAUUAAACCAGUGCACUCGUCUUUGCUGGGGCAGGACUACUGCUUCGAAGUCACGACCUCUUCGGGCACUAAAUGUUUCUCAUGUCGCUCGGCCGCAGAGAGGGACAAAUGGAUGGAGAACCUGCGCCGGGCCGUUCUUCCCAACAAGGACAACAUCAGAAGAACAGAGAACCUCCUCACACUGUGGGUCCUGGAGGGACGGGACCUAGGCCCAAAGAAGAGGUACUUUGUGGAGGUGUGCUUGGAUGACUGUCUGUACGCUCGUACUUCGUGUAAGUCCAGGACCGAUAACGUCUUCUGGGGAGAGCGGUUUGACUUUAGUGCGCUCCCAUCGAUUGGUGCCAUCACACUGCACCUGUACAAAGAGACCAACCCGAAACGCCGCAAAGACAAGUCCAGCUACGUGGGCCUCGUCAAUAUCAGCGUCAGCGCUCUGAUUGGACGACAGGUUCAGGAGCGAUGGUACCAACUGAGCACGCCCAGCUCCAGCAGAGGGAAGUCCGGCCCAGCGCUCCGAGUCCGGGUCCAGUUCCAGUCUGUAGUGGUUCUGCCGAUGGAGCAAUACAAAGAGUUUGCUGAGUGGAUCAGCGCCAACUACCUGCGACUGUGCGGAACUCUAGAGUCCAACCUGAGUCUGCGCUCCAAAGACGAGAUCUCUGCCGCUCUGGUGCACAUCCUACACAGCACCGGCAAGGCCAAGGACUUCCUGACUGACCUCAUGAUGGCGGAAGUGGACCGUUGCCGUGACAAUGAUCAGCUGAUCUUUCGAGAAAACACGCUGGCAACAAAAAGCAUCGAAGAAUAUCUGAAACUGAUCGGACACAAAUACCUCCAGGACGCGCUGGGUGAGUUCGUGAAGGCUCUGUAUGAGUCAGAUGAAAACUGCGAGGUGGAUCCUUCUCGCUGUUCAACCUCCGACCUCCAAGAACAUCAGGCCAACCUUCGCAUGUGCUGCGAGCUAGCCUUCUGCAAAAUCCUCGACUCCUACAGGGUAUUCCCGAGGGAGUUGAAGGAGGUGUUUUGUUCAUGGAAGGAGGAGUGUGUGUCUCGAGGGCGUGGGGACAUUUCUGAGCGUCUCAUCACGGCAUCUCUGUUCCUGCGCUUCCUGUGUCCUGCGGUCAUGUCCCCGUCGCUCUUCCAGCUUUGCUCUGAGUAUCCUGACGACCGUACAGCACGCACCUUGACUCUUAUCGCCAAGGUCAUCCAGAACCUCGCCAACUUCAGCAAGUUUGGGUCUAAGGAGGACUACAUGGUUUUCAUGAAUGACUUUGUGGAGCGGCAGUGGAGCGCGAUGCAGAGGUUUGUCCAGGAAAUCUCGAGUCUUGAGUCUCUGAACCAGGGACAAGGCUUCGAGGGAUACAUCGACCUGGGACGAGAACUUUCCACUCUGCACAGCCUCCUCAGCCAACUGGACCAGUCUCUUCUGGUGAAGCUGCCUCCUCUGCCGAGGAUCAUCCGAGAGCUCUCAUUGGCCCUCGCUAACCCUGGAGGCAUAGUUUCUGCUGCGGGGGGCGGGGUUACAGCAGGAAUGGGUGUGGCCAGUCCAGAGCCUCAGCGAAUCGCAUCACCUCCUCCAAUGUCCCCGCCCCUAACAAAUGUCAACCCCUCAGUGGGUGCCCUGGAAGCCGGAUUGGUGGACUUCACUCGACUGCCGUCUCCGACUCCAGAAAACAAAGAGCUGUUUUUUGUGACCAAAGGCUCCAGUCUGCAGCCGGCCUCAGGUCUGAGGAUGUCACCGAGCUCAUCCUAUUCAGACCCAAAUGAAGCUAACGAUGCUAAUGAGGCUAACAUUGACGAUGCUGCUCUUGACUCCGCCACCGGAGAUGAACUGGAUGACGAGGGGGCGUGGCGUCGUGCGGGGCUCCUCCCCCUUUCCUUUCAGAACCCAGUGUAUCACAUGACCACACCAUCUCCGCGGCAACCGUCCAGUGAGGCCACACCUCUGGACCUGUCCCAGGAUACUGCCACUAAACCCGCCUUCCUCACGCAGAUGUCCGAUCCCGCCCACUUCCCCACUGACCCUGCCCCUUUCCAGAAACCCCUCCCAGACCCCACCCCUUUCCAGAAGCCCCACCAAGACCCCUCCCCUUUCCAGAAGCCCCUCCCAGACCCCACCCCUUUCCAGAAGCCUCUCCCAGAGCGACUCUCAAGCUCGAGCAGUGGAGAUGAGUUCAGAGCCACAGAUGCCCCACUCACAGGCGGCACUCGGCAGACCGGACCACAGCGCCGCAUUGAUCAACCUCCUCCUGCGGCACCUCCUCGUGGUCGGACUCCACCCACUGUCCUGACGAGUUCCGCCCAUUACCCUCGCCCCGCCUCCGGGAGUAUGAUGUCAUCGAGCCCUGAUUGGCCGAGCUCCAGACUACGACAGACGUCUUCCUCGUCAAAAGGAGACAGCCCCGAGAAGCAGCGUAAGGCACCCUCUCCUUGUGCUUUGGACCGGACCGCUGCGUGGCUCCUGAAUAUGAACUCAUCAUAUGGAGAAACAGAAGAGGAGCGGCAUGAGGACGCCACCAUUGAGAAGUACCAGCAGGAGAUCCUUGCUCUCCAGGAGAAGUUGAGGGUGGCGGCUCUACGUGAAGAAGAAUGUGAAUCUCGACUUUUGGUUCAAGACCAGCAGAACCAGCGCAUGCUUCAGGAAUACCAGGUUCGGUUGGAGGACACAGAGAGUCGUCUGCGGAGGCUGCAGGAUGAUAAGGAUUUACAGAUGAACAGUAUCAUAACCCGGUUGAUGGCCGUGGAGGAGGAGCUGAAAAAAGACCACUCUGACAUGCAGGCUGUAGUCGAUUCCAAACAGAAGAUCAUUGAAGCCCAGGAAAAGCGCAUCUUGAGUCUGGAUGCGGCAAACACUCGUCUGAUGGCGGCUCUGACGCAGCUGAAGGAACGCUACGCUGUGACAUCUCGCAACGGACUGUCGCCUAGCAACACCUCUUCCCUCCAGAUUACAGAGAAUGGAGAGUUUCGGACCAACCCAGGACUAAACCAGGACUAAAGCAGGACUAAACCAAGACUGAACCAAGGAUCAAACCAAGUACUAA
Periophthalmus magnuspinnatus is the source of this 3241-nucleotide messenger RNA. Its product is annotated as disabled homolog 2-interacting protein-like. The record is from RefSeq and is a predicted model, not a curated record. Bases 124 to 3195 code for a protein of 1023 amino acids. Lineage: Eukaryota; Metazoa; Chordata; Actinopteri; Gobiiformes; Gobiidae. The transcript has 19 exons. Gene Ontology annotation, biological process: regulation of GTPase activity.